AUGGUGACCAAUAUCGAGUUUGUUCCAGAGGUGAAGCCAGAUAGAGAGCUGAAGGUGAAGGAUAUUCUCCGAUUUGUUAAUCCGCCAGACAGGUUCCAUAGCCCGUCACUUUUUUGUCUAAAGUUGCUGGCCGAAUACGGCCCUUUACGGGAUGGACAAAUCUGGGGCGGGGCAAAGAUGCACAGGGCCAUAACUGUACAUGAAAUGAAGCUGAUCCUAGAGCACUACAAGGCACAAACAGACAAGAUAAUAUUUCAGCUGAGAAAGGAGGGGUGUAAGGGCGAGUUCAUUCAUCCCAUGAAUCACCAGCUUAUACCGAUGCUGGAGAAGUACCUUCGGUGCUUAGCGAAGGCCCGACUGGACUAUCGGGACGGACCGUUCACCGCAGAGACAACGAUCGAUUUCACUGACCUGUCAAAUGCGAUAGAGCAGUUCUAUCCUCAGCUGGUAAAGAUGUGCAUGCGCACCAAAGAUAAGCGAAUCUCCCCGUAA
Molecule: messenger RNA, 492 nt
Organism: Giardia duodenalis
Lineage: Eukaryota; Fornicata; Diplomonadida; Hexamitidae
Exons: 1
Coding region: 1-492 (163 amino acids)
Source: RefSeq, a predicted model, not a curated record